CGGUGUCCCGCUGUCCCGGAGCUCUGAGUCUGAGGAUCACUGAUCAUGGAGACGCGCAACGGGACGCGGAGCUCCAAUCAGCCGCAGCUGCGCAUUAACGUGCCGAGCAGCGCCAGAGAGAGAGCGGCCAGUGUGGAUCCGUACGGCUUCGAGCGCUCCGAUGACUUUGACUACGAGUCGUACGAGGAGCUGAUGUCCGAGUAUCUGGCCGUUCUCACCAGAAGGUCCAUCAAAUGGUCCAAACUCCUGCAGGGGAAGCGGCGCGUGGACCGGAACCUGAAGGUGAAGCGGUUCGUACGGAAAGGCGUUCCCAACGAGCACCGGCCGCUGGUGUGGAUGGAGUCCAGUGGAGCUCAGGAGAAGAUGGAGAGGAACCCUGGGUAUUAUCACUCACUACUGGACCAACCACACGACCCUAAACUACAGGAGAGCAUCCGCACCGAUCUGCACAGAACCUUCCCAGAUAACGUGCACUUCCGUCGGUCGGCGGAUCCGUGUCUGCAGUCGGCGCUGUAUAACGUGCUGGUGGCGUACGGACACCACAAUAAAGCUGUGGGAUACUGUCAGGGAAUGAACUUCAUCGCAGGAUAUCUGAUCAUCAUCAGUAAAGACGAGGAGACGUCCUUCUGGCUGAUGGAGGCGCUACUGGGCAGAAUCCUGCCAGAUUACUACGGUCCGGCUAUGCUGGGUCUGAAGGCGGAUCAGGAGGUUCUGGGAGAGCUGGUGCGGCUCAAGGUUCCGGCGGUCUGGCGGCUCAUGCAGGAUCACGGGGUCAUGUGGUCUCUGGUGGUCUCACCCUGGUUCAUCUGCCUGUUCAUCGACGUCCUGCCCGUGGAGACGGUGCUCCGGAUCUGGGACUGUCUGUUCUACGAGGGCUCGAAGAUCCUGUUCCGUGUGGCUCUGACUCUGAUCCGACGCCAUCAGGACCUGAUCCUGCAGGCCCAGAACCUGCCCGACGUCUGCGAGCGCUUCAAGCGCAUCACCAGCGGAGCCUUGGUCCACGACUGCCACGCCUUCAUGCAGGCGAUCUUCCUGGAUCCCGGGAGUCUGUCCAAGUCCAGCGUGUCGAAGCUGCGCGAGAGCUGCCGCGCGCGGAUCGUAGCCGGAGAAUCCUGACUUACACACUCAAACAUUCCCACUGUUAGCGUGCAGACGCUCACUCAGUAGUGCGCUAACAGACUCCAUGAAGAGGUGUAUUUUCUUACGUUUGUAGAACUGUGUGUAUA
Rhinichthys klamathensis goyatoka is the source of this 1226-nucleotide messenger RNA. It is a transcript of the gene grtp1a, whose product is annotated as growth hormone regulated TBC protein 1a. The transcript is spliced from 8 exons. Lineage: Eukaryota; Metazoa; Chordata; Actinopteri; Cypriniformes; Leuciscidae. Bases 46 to 1116 code for a protein of 356 amino acids. The record is from RefSeq and is a predicted model, not a curated record.